Molecule: messenger RNA, 861 nt
Organism: Pollicipes pollicipes
Lineage: Eukaryota; Metazoa; Arthropoda; Thecostraca; Pollicipedomorpha; Pollicipedidae
Exons: 5
Coding region: 1-861 (286 amino acids)
Molecular function (GO): sulfotransferase activity
Source: RefSeq, a predicted model, not a curated record
AUGUGCUUCCUCUUCCACGAGGAUAUAAAGCGCGACCUGCCGCCCCAGAUCCGCAAGCUGGUCAAGUUUUUCGGCCAGGCGUACUCAGACGAGCAGGUAGAUCAGCUGUUCGCGCACUUGCUCUUCGACAACUUCAAGACGAGCCCGUACGUCAACCAUGAUCAAGAACGGCGGGUCGGCCAGGCCUGUCGGGCGCAAACCGCGCACAGGCCUGCGAUGGCCAUCCGGAGCCUGUCCCGCUCGCGCCUGAUGAGGCUCGGCCUCACGCUCACCCUGAUGUGCGCUGUUCAAGUGCUUUUAUCUGCACGCCGAAAGGAGAAGAGGGAGAGGGUGGGCCUGCCCACCGAUGUUGACAGUCCAGUCGAGUCCGUCUGCCGGCCAGACCUGCGGGUGAACGUCCUGCCACCGAUGGCCAACAACAGCCGCACCGUGCUGAGGGACCUCUUCACGUAUAUCACCACGCCCCACGAGAAGACGUGUCGAAAAAUCACCCGCUUCGGCGGUCAGACAACUUGGUUCUGGGACCGAACAGCUGGGUCUGAUGGUCAUAAGUACGUCUGUAUGGACCCGGAGUUCGACAUCCUCGGCACCAACCAAUGUCUGGUCUACUCCUUCGGAAUUUCCACCGACUGGUCCUUCGACUGGGACAUGGAACGGUUCGGCUGCUCCGUCUUUGCCUUCGACCCGUUUGUCCGCGAGAAGGCCGGUAACCAGAACGGCACCAUCGUGCUCUACAAGUACGCCAUCGGGUCGGCGAGCAAUGCCGAUAACGAAGUCAACGCGCGCAGCUCCGCGCGCGACGACGGACGACCGACGGUGGCGAUGGCGAAACCGUCGCCGCGCCUCUCACGCUCCCUGUAG